UGUAUAUCAAACAACCACAGAGUUCCUCUCUCACACUAAGUCCAACAUUCCUCAUACUAUAUAGUACACGUCCAAAUGGAAAGCAUAAGAAGUUUAGUUGCAGACAAACCAGUGGUGGUUUUCAGCAAAAGCUCCUGCUGCAUGAGCCACUCAAUCCAAACACUGAUCUCGGGAUUUGGUGCAAAGAUGACAGUGUACGAGCUCGAUCAGCUGUCUAACGGGAAGGAGAUCGAGAAGGCGUUGGUACAGAUGGGGUGUAAGCCGAGUGUACCAGCGGUGUUCAUAGGGGAACAGUUAAUCGGCGGGGCUAACCAGGUGAUGACUCUCCAAGUCAAGAACCAACUGGCCGCAUUGCUAAGAAGAGCCGGAGCCAUAUGGGUGUAAAGUCCAAAAAAUACAAACUAGUGAAUAGAAUAAGUGAUGAGAAGAAUCUAUACUUUUUUUUUUGCCUCUUUUUUUUCUACAAUGCACGGUUAUGUUUUAAUCAA
Molecule: messenger RNA, 488 nt
Organism: Brassica oleracea var. oleracea
Lineage: Eukaryota; Viridiplantae; Streptophyta; Magnoliopsida; Brassicales; Brassicaceae
Product: monothiol glutaredoxin-S6
Exons: 1
Coding region: 76-384 (102 amino acids)
Source: RefSeq, a predicted model, not a curated record